Messenger RNA from Lasiosphaeria miniovina, 1752 nucleotides. Its product is annotated as major facilitator superfamily domain-containing protein. Lineage: Eukaryota; Fungi; Ascomycota; Sordariomycetes; Sordariales; Lasiosphaeriaceae. Bases 1 to 1752 code for a protein of 583 amino acids. Gene Ontology annotation, biological process: transmembrane transport. The transcript is spliced from 4 exons. The record is from RefSeq and is a predicted model, not a curated record. Gene Ontology annotation, molecular function: transmembrane transporter activity. Gene Ontology annotation, cellular component: plasma membrane.
AUGUCGGUGUCAGCCCCCAGUACCACGUCCAACUCGGCCCCCGACAACUUCGGGCCUGCAGAACCUCGUGCCAAUGGCGAUCAAGACAAAAAUAUCGACGACAAGGAAAAGACGGCAAAGACGGCGCAGAGCCAGAGCCAGAGCGACCAACAAGCUGCCCAGGCCAGCCCGAAUGAGCACCAGUAUCCAACGGGGCUGACGCUAUUUGCCGUCCUGGUGCCCAUGGCGCUGGCGUUUUUCCUCGUCUUCCUCGACCUAGCCAUCGUGUCAACGGCAACGCCGUCCAUCACGUCCACCUUCAACUCGCUGGUCGACGUCGGGUGGUAUGGUGGCGCCUACCAGCUUGGCGGCUCGGCCCUACAGCCCCUGACGGGCAAGAUCUAUACCUACUUCUCGACCAAGUGGACCUUUCUGGCCUUUUUCUUUCUUUUUAUGCUCGGCUCGCUGCUUUGCGGCGCCGCCCAGUCGUCGGCCAUGUUCAUCGUCGGCCGCGCCGUCGCCGGCAUGGGCUCUUCGGGCCUCAACACGGGCGCCUUCACCAUCGUGGCUGCCACCCUGCCUCCCCACAUCCAGCCCCGGGUCAUGGGCCUCACUGUCGGCCUCGGCCAGCUGGGCCUGGCCCUAGGACCUAUUAUCGGCGGCUUGUUUACUGAAUACGUGUCGUGGCGGUGGUGCUUCUACAUCAACCUCCCCGUCGGUGCGCCCGUCGCUGUGCUUCUCUUCUUCUUCCGCGUGCCCGAGCAGACGCCGAAACAACCCGUGCGCACGGUGCUGGGCACGGCCAUCAAGGCGCUCGAUCUGGUCGGCUUCGCGCUAGUCAGCCCGGCGGCCAUCAUGUUCCUGCUGGCGCUAAUGUACGGCGGUAACCAGCACGCGUGGGACAGCUCCGUGGUAAUCGGGCUGUUAGUAGGCGCGGCCACCACGCUGGCCGUCUUCCUCGUGUGGGAGCACCGCCGCGGCGACGACGCCAUGGUGCCCUUCGCGAUGCUUCGCCACCGCGUCAUCUGGUCCGCCGCCGGCAACAUGUUCUUCGUGCUGGCCAGUAUGCUGGUCGCCGAUUUCUAUCUUGCCAUCUUCUUCCAGGCAGUCAGCGGCGACUCGCCCGUCAUGAGCGGCGUCCAUCUGCUGCCCACUACCCUCGGUAUGGUCGUGUUUACCAUGACGUCGGGUGCCUUGAUCGAAGCGCUGGGCUACUAUCUCCCGUGGGUGCUUGCCGGGAGCUGCAUCUCCGCCGUUGGCUACGGGCUGCUGUCGACUCUGGAAACAACGACGCCUGCCGCGCGAUGGAUUGGAUACCAACUGUUUUACGGAGUCGGCGGCGGGUCCAUGGCGGCAGCGGCGUACACGGCAGUGCAGAACCUCGUACCGGCCCAACAGAUCCCGACGGCGAUGGCAAUCGUGCUGUUCUGCCAGAGCAUGGGCGGCGCCGUGUCGCUGGUCGCGGCCAACGCCAUCUUCAGCAACAGCCUGCGGCAGCAGCUGCAGCAGCGCGCCGGCGCCAUCGGCCUCGACCCGGAGGUCAUCAUCAACGCCGGCGCCAGCGCCGUGCGCCUGCUCGUGUCGGACGACGCCCUCGACGCCGUGCUGCAGGCCUACGCCAAGAGCGUCGACCACGUCAUGUACCUGGGCGUCGCCGUCAGCGUCGCCGCUUUCGCCUUUGCCUGGGGUCUCGGCUGGGAGGACAUCCGCGUCGUGCGCAGGCGCAAUGCCAUCCGCGCGUCCAAUGCCGAGAUGGACGGACCGGGACGGUGA